Molecule: messenger RNA, 19164 nt
Organism: Stomoxys calcitrans (stable fly)
Lineage: Eukaryota; Metazoa; Arthropoda; Insecta; Diptera; Muscidae
Gene: kis
Product: hornerin
Exons: 19
Coding region: 922-18501 (5859 amino acids)
Biological process (GO): regulation of gene expression; chromatin remodeling
Cellular component (GO): nucleus; chromatin
Molecular function (GO): histone binding; ATP-dependent chromatin remodeler activity; ATP binding
Source: RefSeq, a predicted model, not a curated record
CUACCGAUUACAAUAUGACAGACGUCACUCGACGGCUUUUUCGCUGGAUACAACCUUGCGUUGGCUUUUUCUGAAACAAAAUGGAGAUCUUUGAUGUGCUGUGAACAAAUUGAAAAUGUCUCACUACUGAAGCAAAGACAACAUGUCGCCGUACACCAUUUGUUAAUUUAAAACAAUAUAACUAAAAGUAAAAUUGUUUAAAUUAACUAAAAAGCAAAAAACAAAAUCAUUUACUAAUAUACUAAAAAAAAAAGUAGUCAAAGCGAGACGUUGUAUUAAAAAACAAAAGAUUGUAGAUUUUAACAACAACAACAGUAAAUACAUUAAGUAAAUACCGCCGGCAAAAAGAAUAACAUUGACGGCCUCUGAUAUUACCGAUAUUUAAGUGUGAAAAAAUAUCUUCAAAAUCUCCACCUCCCGCCACCCGCCAACUAUUUCUGGACGACACCCAAGCAAGUGUUCUUUCUCUAUCAUCAUAACUCUUUGUUAUUAGUCCUUCUGUCUCUCGUCACUCAGUCCUCACUCCUCAAGACGACAACGGUACAUAUUGUCUGUCGUCGUGCACUUUGACCAAUCCCCAAAAUCGUAUUAUUUUAACGUGUCGUGUGCCGUAUUGUUCCAAUUUAUCCGUUUUUGAAACGUUUCAUCUCGCAAUUGCUGGUUUUUGCCGCAACAACAACGCCAACAUCCCAACAACCACAAUAACCACAAACUUCUCAGCUAUGGAUUAAAAGAUCUUAACCUUAGAGCGAAUUCUAUUUAAGAAACAACUUCUUAGUAGUCACAUUUGUAGUGUAUUGUAUGAGAGUGGGAAUUUUUUCGCAUGCUUUGAAAAAUUUUUCGUCCGCCGUACACUCAUAGAGGCAUUCUUUGAUAGUUGAAGAGACAUUUCAAAGUUUUUUGGUGUGUGUUCUGCAACUGAUGGAUGGAAAUGCCCAAAAUAUGUUUCACGGAAAUCAUCAAGGAGACCCCUACUAUCGGUAUGACCCCGCCGCUGCGGCAGCUGCGGCUGCAGCGUCUCCGCGAGCCAUGGGUCCUCCAGGUGGGUAUCCACGGCAUAGGGGGCCGCAUCCACUGCAACAGCAACCGCAAUACCCUACUUAUCAACCGACGGCGGAUAACAUUUAUGGUUUAAGUGCCGCCGACCAGCAUGCCAGCAUGGGUAUGGGGGACUUGAGCGGUUGGGGUGCAGCUCCCACUGUACCCGGCCAGGCUGGUGCCUAUCCAGGGGCCACAUUAGCUUAUGGCCAUCCUCAGGCUGGUCCCCCCACCCAACAGAGGCAAUCUUCAACGCAGCCCAGUUACCGUCAACAUAUGCCCGCCUAUGGCCAACAAGAUCAGCAAAAGUUGCCCUACGGUGCUCAGCAGAGCAUGAUGAGUAGUCUACUACAGCAGCCUGGUUCUAAUGUUGGACCUGCCGGCUAUGGUGCUCUAACACAACAACCACAGCAGCAACAAGCACCUACGCCCCAGCAGCAACAACAACAGAGCCAGCAAUCACGCCUGCCACCGCAACACUAUCCCCAAGCUCCCACGCAGCAUCCAUUAUAUUCGGCAGCCCCUGCACAAGGGCAACCGGGUGGUGUGCCCUCUGGUUCAAGUGUAACGAGUACGCCACAAGGUUAUGGAGUAGCGUAUGGAGCCCCCCUGCAACACCAACCCAGCAGAUCCUCGCAGCAUGUAGGUUACGGUCAUGCUGGUCUCGAUCAGCCAAGCCCUUAUGGCCAACAUGUUCCAGGUGGAGCCACAACUCCUGGUGGUGUACCAAGUCAUCACCUAACUACUCAGCAGCAGGCUUCGCAAUUGAGCUCUCAUCCGUCGCCUCAUAUGAGUACAGGACCACAGCAGCAACAACAGCAGCAACCGCCAACUAGCAUGCAACAACAUGGUGUACCACCUGGUUUGGGUACACCCCAACAACAACAACAACAGCAGCAGCAGAGCUCAACUCAUUUGCUGCAAAGUCAACAGCAGCAACAGCAACAACAACAACAGCAGCAGCAACAACAACAGCCCCAAAAUCAUGUUGGUCUUAUGCAGGGAUCAACGCAACAUCAACAGUUGCCACCGCCACAUGGUAUGGGCGUGGGAGUCCCGCCGUCCUAUGGAGGUCAUCACCAACAACAAACACAGCAGCCACAACCACCUCCACCCCAACAACAGCCAGUUGGUGGAGCACCCUCCUAUAUGACAGCGACCGGGAAACAUCAGGCAACUGCAUCACCCCAAUAUCGGGCACCGUUUCCUCAACUCUCACCCCAAAUGUCUCCUAGGCCACCAACAAUGUCGCCUCAUCCUCAAAUGUCCCCAAGACCUGGCAUGUCGCCGGCAAAGCCUCCCACGAGUCAACAACAGCAACAAGGUCCUCAGGGACAGACCCAACAGCAGCCAACGGUAAACUCUCCUAGUACGCAACAACAACAACAACAGCAGCAGCAAACCACACAUCAUAGUAUAUCGGGAAUGGUGGGUUUAACUUCUCCAAGACAAACCACAUCUGGUGGGUCCGGAGGUCCUACUAGCUCUAAAGCUGGUUCAGCAGGAGCUGGACCCGUUAAUACUUUGCAGGCUUUGGAGCAAAUGGUUAUGCCUGGCCAAGGAAUGUCGGCUGGACCAAUGGAUUAUCCUUCGGCUUAUAGGCAAGCGGCGGCACAGCAUGGUCCAAUGGGACCCAGAAUGCCAGUAUCGCCGCAACACCAUCAGCAGUGGUCGCCGCAUUUGGGUAUGCAGCAAGGUCAGCAGGCUCCACCAAAUCCCAUGAGUGUUGGUCAAAUGACAGCCCCACCACAAAUGCCUCAUCCGACUCAACAACAACAGCAGCAACAACAUCAACAACAACAAAGUCAGAUGAGCAUGUAUGGAGGGCCGCCGCCACCACAUCAUCCACAGCAACUUCAACAACAGGCAACGCCACAGCAACCUCCACCACCGCAGCAACAGCCCUCGGCGCCAACACCAUCUCCACAUGCUGGGCAAUUGGCAACACCCGUUUCUCAACCUCAGCAACAGCAAUCGACACCUCCUCAUGCGCAACCACAACCAGUGACUAGCCAACAUCAGCCGCAGCAGCAGCACCAGCAACAUCAUCAGCAGCAUCAGCAGCAACAACAGCAGCAACAGCAAUUAUCCGAACAGUUACAGCAUUCCAUCAAUGAUAUUGUGGGCAACAGUUCAAGCUCACAACAGCAAGCGGUUCCUCCACAUUCAGCUGCCUCAAUGUCGCCCAUGCAUCAUCAAACGGCUGGUAUGUCUUUGCAUCACAUGACCACUCCUGGACAUCAUCAAAUGACGCCAGAGUCGAUGCACAACACAUCGCCACUGAUGCAAGGAAGAGGUGCUCCUCCCUCCCAAGAAGCACACAUGACUCCUCCCACAACUACAAAUCAGCAACAGCAUCAUAGUCUACAACCUCCUCCUCAUAUCCAACAACAACAACAGCAGCAGCAAAAGCAACAGAGUCCACAUCAUCACCUGCAGCAACAUCAACAGAAAAGUCCUCACCCUCAUCCGCAUCAGCUUUCACCACAUCAACCAACCCAACAACAGGCUGCGUACCAGCAACAACAGCAGCAGCAGCAACAAUCAUUGCAACACUCUGUUCCCCAACCACCGCCCCAACAACAUCCACCAGCACAAACGUAUGGCGGCCAAGAUCAUUUCUCUUCAAUGUUACAACAGAGUCAACAGGAGCCUCCUUCGUCUGUAGCUACACCUCCAUCGGCACCCAAUACGCAACAGCCGCAACAAACGCAACCACCAACGCAGCAACAUCAGCAGCAACAAAGUCAAUCACAACAACAGAAUACAGCUGUUGCAACAAUGUCACCAGCACACGUCCCUUCCCCUUUGGCUACUUCAGCAAUGACUACCGCAAGCAAUCAGCAGCCACAACCACAGCAGCAGCAGCAUAGUCAACAGCCAUCAACGCCGUCGACCCCAACACAGCAUCAUCUCAUUAGUGGAAUUCUCAAUGAAACUGCCAACUCAAAUGAUUCAUCUACCCUGGCCGUGGCCGCUAAUGACAGUAACAACAGCAGUAGCAACUCGUCCACCAACAGUACUGUGAAUAAUCAUCCAACGUCAAUACAUGACAGCAAUUCCCAAAGUUCCAUCAACAGCAACCACAAUGCUCCAGCUCUCUCCACUAUGGAAUCUAGCUUGGGAGCCAGUGCUGGUGGGCUAUUAAAUUCGAAUUCAAAUUCGGCCACAAAUGUUGGAGCCUCUGCGUCCGUUGGUGGCAAUACCAGUGGCGUAGUUGGUGGUGGCGGUCUUCUAGAUAGCGCUGGCGCUAGUCUCUUUGACAACAAUUCGAUGUCUUCAAACAGUGCGGUGGUGAAUACCGUCGUAUCGGCAUCAGCGACAGCCGCUGCAGCCAUGAUAGAUAGCAACUCACAGAGUUCUUUUAUAGGAGCAAUGACACACCAGGACUUUAAUGAAAAGGCUUUGCCUAAACCUACAGAAAGCCCUGAAGAGCCAACGCUUAUGGAAACUGACGCAGAAGCAAGCACCAUCCAAGCAGGUGGUCAAUCGAAGGAUAAUAAAACGGCAGAGGAAAUACGAAAUGAAUCAUCUAUGAAGACCCCAAGUGAGGAGGAGCAAUCGCAACCUGUAGUCUUGAAGGGAAGUGCUGGGGAUCUAAGCGGAGAAUCGACAAAUGUGAUUUCAAAUACCGAAAAAGGUAAAGAGGGACAAAUGGAGACACUCAAAUCGGUAGAGGCGGCCCCAAUUGAUGGAAAGUCUGAUGGUUCCAGGCCUACUGAAGAAAUUGCAAGUCAACUGCAGCAAACAGAACAACCCAUUGCCACUACCAUUGAGGGCCCUCCAAUGAUGUCCCAAACGGCAACCAUUACCCAAACUACAACCAAUCUUACACAUAGUCCACAUAUUACUGCUUUAACACCACAAACAAUGUCCAAUCAACUGACACCCUCUGGGAUGACUACAAUGGUUCCCCCACCUCCUGGCUCAGCACUUGUGCCCGCACCUGGAAGUAUAAAUCCGGCUACAGGAAUGACAAGCCUACCACCCUACGAUGGUAGCACAGUUGUCCCACCCAAUCAACAGAUUACUCCGCUUGGAAUGCCACCACACUCAAUGUUGCCACCAUAUCCUCCGCCGCCCCCACCACCUGGAGGCCCACAAGGCCCUCCACAUAUGGGUUACGCCCCCUAUCAUCCAAUGUCACAUCAGCAAGAAAUAGCUGCUUUGCAACAACAACUCCAAGAAUUGUAUUGCAUGUUGCCACAACACGACCAACAGGAAAAAAUUAUGCGUGUUCAGGAGCGCCUUAACAUGGUGCAACAGCAUGAAAUUAACGACCAAUGCGUCGGAGGACCACAGUGUCUCUUCUAUCAAUCCAUGCCACCACAAAUGUUUGGCCCCUCACCCAUGCUACAACAACAAAUGAUCGAAUCACCCCAGGUGUCCAGUACAACUGGCCGAGGAAGGGGUAAGGGUACAAACAAACCACGCAAGCCUCGUGUUAAGAAAGGUGACAAGCCUCCUCCGGCUAGCGAGUUAAUGGACAUAAGUGGAAAUGUUGUACAGCAGGUUCCCAUACCACCAAAUCAAUUGCCCGUUUCCGAAGACUGUGUUACCCAAGGGGCCGGGGAUACAUCUGUGGUGGGAAUGUUAGAAUACCAUGAAGGCGAUGGUGGCGAUCAUUCGCAAGACGUCCAUUCAGCCAAUGAGUUAGACACAUCCACAGAUGCCGGCAAGAAGAAGAAACCCCGUAAACCUAGAACGCCCAAAGAUCCCAACAAACCUCCCAGGGAAAGAACACCCAAAGCCAAGAAAGUUAAAAGCGAAGGCCAGGAAGGCUCAGAGACAACCACGGCAACCGGUACGGCACGUAAACGCAACACUGGCGGCGCAGCGCGUAAGAAGAAGUUGGCAGACGAAGGUGAAUUUGAGAAACCUGUUGGAGCGGAAGGUAGUGAAAAUGAAGAUAACAAGCCGCUCAUGCAAAAAACUCCUGAGGCUGGAGUCGCUGAGCAGGAAGUCAAUGAGGGCGAAAAUAAGCCAGAAACAACUUCCACGGAUGAAAUUAAAAGUAGCGCCACCACUAUUGAUGGAGAACCGCAAGACUAUGAUGAUAUACCAGUAUCCAAAAUACCCAAAGUAGAUGAAGGUGGUACGGCCGCCGCUGAAGCUGGGGACGAAACAGUCGACUCCAUACCAGACUCUGCAGGUGAUUCUACUGCAACUCCUACUCGCAGUAGGAAAAAACGACGUGGCAGAGGAGCUAGUGUCGGAGAUGGUGAAAGCGAAACCAAACAAAGGCGUAGUAGAGGAGGCUCUCUUUCUGCAAGAGCCUUGAAAAAGCGUCGGAAUCGCGGUCGUAUUGUCCCCGAAUCAGAUGGUGAGGAUGACAACUUGGAGGCAACGCCUCCACCAUCACCUCCGGCCGACACAGAACUGGACACAAAUAAACGUCGUUCAUCGAGAAACACCCAAAGGAAGAAGUACAUUGAUGAUGUGAUGCUCAGAUUUUCAGAUGACGAAAGUGAAUCGCUGUUGGGUUCUUCACCUUUGAAAAAGGAAAAGAAAACUUCGACUUUGGCUGCAUCCACCUCAGCUGCAGCAGCAGUUGCUACUGCAAGCAGUAACUCAAGUGAUGGCGAAAAAACUGAACAGCAAGCCAGUGCAACGGCGACGGUCGACUCGCAAGAACAGCCAUCGACCACGGACGAUAAAGCGAACCUUCCCGAAGAUAUUCAGGGCGGGGAGGCUACCUCCAGCACUACCACACCCUCGAUUAUUAAUGAAAAAUCUGAAAAGUCACAAGAUAUCCCUCCAGUUGCAGCAUCUUCAAAGCCUAACUACGUUUACAUAAAUACAGGCGAUGAGGACAGCAUGGUGGUACAGUUUGUCUUGGCUGUGAGAAUGGGUAAACGCGAGUUAUUACCAGAACCGCCUCCUCCAUCUCCGAAAAAAGAAGUCAAAACUGAUGAGACUGGCGAAACGGCCAAUGACGAUACUAAAGACGAAGGUAGUGUAGGUGAGGAGAAGGAGAACGACAAAACAAAAGAAGCAACAAAAGAUGAGGCUGUAAAGGACGAAGAAGGAAUAGAGAGUAAGAAACACGAACAAGAAGCAGGCAAUGCCGAGACUGAAAUUAAAGCGGAGAACUCCGAAAUUCCGAAGACUGAAGAUGUAGUUGAAGGUGAGAAAAUGGAAACCGACGAAGUGUUGGAGAGUAAACCACAUGAAACCAAAUCUGAGACUAAUAAUACAAAAGCCGAAUCUGAAGAUGAAAAGUCCGAUAAAGACAAGUCUGGUAAGGACAAUUUAAAGGAAGAUGAGACUCCAACAAGUAAGGACGAGAAUGUUGAAGCAAAAGCCGAAGCUAUGGAGGUUGACGACGUGGUGAAAGAAAAGAAAGAUUCCACCAACAUUGAAAACCCAAGUACAGUUGCUGAAGAUGCAGCUCCUCUAAAGGAGGAUGAAAAACAAAACAAAGAGAGCGCUGAAGAGAAUGAAAAGCCCGUAGCUAUGGAAGCUGAAGAAACUACGAUUGGUGAGGACGAACAGGGCCCCACUGAAGACUCGAAAAAAGUAUUGAGUGAAAAGGAGCAAUCAUCUAAAGAGCAAAGCUCUGAUGAUAAGAAGCCAGACGAUGAAAUCAAAGAAGAUCGUAGCGAAGAAGCCAAGAAAGAAAAGGAAAAAGAGAAAGAUGACAAACCCAAACCCGAACCUGUAUAUAUAGAAGUAGAAGAAUAUCUAGUUAAGUACCGCAACUUCUCGUAUCUCCAUUGCGAAUGGCGCACCGAAGAAGAACUGCUUAAGGGUGACCGUCGUGUAUGCGCCAAAAUCAGAAGAUUCCAGCAAAAGCAGGCACAACAAAUGAGCUUUGAAACACUAGACGAGGAAUACUUCAACCCCGAUUUUGUUGAAGUGGAUCGGGUGCUUGACAUGUCAGUGCACACCGACGAACAAACUGGUGAGACUACCAAACAUUACUUGGUCAAGUGGAAAUCAUUGCCAUACGAAGAUUGCACCUGGGAACUGGAAGAGGAUGUUGACGAUGAUAAAAUCGAGCAAUAUUUACGGUUCAAUAAGAUACCACCCAGGUCCGAGUGGAAGGGCAAGAAACGCCCUACCCCCGACCUAUGGAAGAAGUUGGAAAAGACACCCGUCUAUAAGGGAGGCAAUACCCUGAGACCUUAUCAGUUGGAAGGCUUAAAUUGGUUAAAGUUCUCCUGGUAUAAUUCACACAAUUGUAUAUUAGCCGAUGAAAUGGGUCUGGGUAAGACCAUACAAAGUUUAACUUUUGUUCAUUCCGUCUACGAGUACGGUAUACGUGGACCCUUCCUUGUGAUAGCUCCCCUCUCGACCAUACCCAACUGGCAGCGCGAAUUUGAAAGCUGGACAGACAUGAAUAUAGUGGUGUACCAUGGUUCUGUAACCAGCAAACAGAUGAUCCAGGACUACGAAUUCUUCUUUAAGACAGAGUCGGGAAAGGUCUUAAAGGAGCCCGUAAAAUUCAACGUGCUGAUUACCACCUUCGAAAUGAUUGUCACCGACCAUAUGGAUCUGAAAUCUUUUAAUUGGCGCCUGUGUGUUAUCGAUGAAGCUCAUCGUCUGAAAAACCGCAACUGCAAACUUUUGGAUGGCCUUAGGCAACUGAAUUUGGAACAUCGGGUGUUGUUGUCGGGAACACCUUUGCAAAAUAAUAUGGGCGAACUGUUCUCUCUGCUGAACUUUUUGGAACCCAGCCAGUUUGCUUCGGCAGAAGAAUUUAUGACCGAAUUCGGCAGUUUACGCACUGAAGAGGAGGUCAAUAAACUACAAGCGUUAUUAAAACCCAUGAUGUUGAGACGUCUGAAGGAUGACGUCGAAAAAUCUCUUGCACCCAAAGAGGAAACCAUCAUUGAAGUUGAAUUAACCAAUAUACAGAAGAAAUACUAUCGUGGUAUAUUGGAGCAAAAUUUUGCUUUCCUCAAGAAGGGAACCACUUCGGCCAAUAUACCCAAUCUGAUGAAUACCAUGAUGGAGUUGAGGAAGUGCUGUAUCCAUCCAUACCUUCUCAAUGGCGCGGAAGAGCAAAUACAGUAUGACUAUCGCAACCAGCACGGUGAGGACAAUGAGUCGUACUACAAGAACAUUAUACAGUCUGCUGGCAAAAUGGUCCUGAUCGAUAAGUUACUGCCAAAGUUGAAGGCAAAUGGUCAUCGCGUGUUGAUAUUCUCCCAAAUGGUGCGAUGUUUAGAUAUCCUGGAGGACUAUCUCAUAUAUCGCAAAUAUCCAUUCGAACGCAUUGAUGGACGUAUAAGAGGAAAUCUGCGGCAAGAAGCCAUAGAUCGUUACUCCAAACCGGGAUCUGAUAGAUUUGUAUUUCUUUUAUGCACCAAAGCUGGAGGCUUGGGCAUUAAUUUAACCGCUGCCGAUACAGUCAUUAUCUACGACUCCGAUUGGAACCCCCAAAACGAUUUACAGGCCCAGGCUAGAUGCCAUCGUAUUGGUCAACGUAAAAUGGUAAAAAUCUAUCGUCUGCUCUGCCGCAACACCUAUGAGCGAGAAAUGUUCGAUAAAGCCUCAUUGAAACUGGGUCUGGAUAAGGCUGUCUUGCAAUCGAUGAAUACCCAUAACUCCAAAGAUGGUAGCAACAAACAGCUGACGAAAAAAGAAAUUGAAGAUCUGCUCAAAAAGGGUGCCUAUGGCGCAGUCAUGGAUGACGACAAUGCCGGCGACAAGUUUUGCGAAGAAGAUAUUGAUUCCAUACUGCAAAGACGCACUCAAGUCAUUACCAUGGAAUCGGAGAAGGGUUCCACUUUCUCAAAGGCAUCAUUUGCUGCCUCUGGCAAUCGUUCGGAUAUUACAAUUGAUGAUCCAGAUUUUUGGACUAAAUGGGCUAAAAAGGCCGACAUUGAUACAGAUGUCUGUGAACGUGAUGAAACCGAAGAUUUGGUUUUGUCUGAACCUCGACGUAGAACUCAAAUUAAACGUUACGGCCAUGAGGAUGUAAUGGAAAUGAAUUCCGAAGAAUCCUCAAAUGAGAAUAGCGACGAAGAGGGUGGCAUUGGGGCACGAUCUACGAGAAGAUCGCGCAAAGAGAAACGCGACCGAGGUCGUGAUAAGAAAGCCAAUGAAGAGUAUGUACCCAGGGAGCGUGAUGCAUUGGCCGCACUCGGCUUGGAGGACAUUCAAUAUGGAAACUGGGCCAAAUCUGAGUGUUUCAAAGUAGAGAAGGGUCUAUUGUCCUUUGGCUGGGGCCGCUGGCCUGAGAUCUUAGAACUGGGACAAUUUAAACGUGGUUGGCGUGACAUCAAUGUGGAGGACUGUUCAAGGAUAAUUCUGCUCUACUGUUUGCAAGUCUACAAAGGAGAUGAGAAAAUAAAAACCUUUAUAUGGGAUUUGAUAACACCUUCGGAAGACGGUGAAGUGACAAAAAUUAGCAGGGAUCACAGUGGCCUCCAUAAUUUGGUGCCACGAGGUAGGAAUGCCAAAGGACGCAAUGGAGGUAAAACACAAAAAGAGUUGGCCGCUCAAGCUGCUGCCGAUGCUACGGCUACUCAAGCAGCCAGCGCUGGUAGCGGUGAUGGCAGCACACCUACACCGGUGGAUACCGCAACUGCACCUCCUACACCGGAGGCGGCUACAGAGUCAUCAGCAGCCCCAUCGCCAGCCGGAUGUGGUGGAAAACCAGUUAAAAAAGAAUUGGGCACCCAAGGUUUACAAAACAUACAGGACCCGAGUCAUUGGAGUAAGCUGGAAAAAUAUGAUGCUGAUACAUAUUUGGAAGGAGCCUACAAAAAACAUUUAAGCAGACACGCGAAUAAAGUUUUAUUGAGAGUGCGUAUGCUGUAUUAUAUACAACAUGAGGUGAUUGGAGAUUUGGUGCAACAGAUUAAAGACAAUACACCGGUCAGCGAGAUACCAAUACGCCCGCCCACAAUGGCCGAUGCUGUGCCUGCUUCUUGGUGGAAUCCUCCUUGCUGCGAUAAGAGUCUUUUGGUGGGAACAUUUAAACAUGGCUGUGAAAUGUAUCGUAUUAUGCGUUCCGAUCCUGCUCUGUGUUUUGCUGCUCAUGUCGGUUCCACAGCCGAAGAGACAACUGUUGCCAAUUUGCCAAUCAAUGAAGAAGAUGCUAAUUCUAAGCAAGAUGCCGACAAUGAUGAAGUCGAUGAUGAUGGCACAGCCACCAAAGACUCUGAUUCCACCAAGUUGACAUUGGGCGACAAAGAUAAAGAUUCUCUCGAUCCACCCGAACGCCCCAGCUCUUCGGGCUUAGAUGAAGAAGAGAGUGUGGCAGGUUCUUAUCCACCAACCCAAGCUCCAGUCGAUGACAAUUCGGCCACAUUAUGGCCAUCUAUGCAAGAUUUAAAUACACGCCUAAGGCGUGUCAUUACCGCCUAUCAAAGGAACUACAAGAAAGAGGAGCUGAAGCAACAGCAAAAGGCCAAGCUACAAGCUUUGGUAUCCUCAACGCCACCUUUAUCGGUGCCAACGACACCAACAUUGCAAUCGAUGCAAAUGCAAAUGCAGAAUGCUGCUGCUGUUGCCGCAGCCAGCGGAACAGGUGGUGGUCCAACAACGCCCCAAGAUCCUGGAAAUCGAAGUUUGCAAUCAUUGAUACAAUCCAAUAAUAGUGUAUUAUCUUCCGGACCAAGUACAUCGGCGGCGGCAGCUGCUGCUGCAGCAGCGGCACAAAAUGCAGCUGCAGCAGCUCAGAAUGUUACAUUGCAGCAUCAAUUGCAACAGCAGACACUGCAACAACAACAGCAGCAGCAGCAACAACAGCAACAGGCAUUGCAGCAACAACAACAACAGCAGCAGCAGCAACAUCAAUCGUUGCAACAGCAGCAGCAACAACAACAACACCAGCAGGGCAGUGUUGCUUCGGCAGCAAUAGCCGCCUUAACCAACUCAACGCCAUUGCCCACAGCAGCUGAUAUAAGCUUGAUGCUAAGCCUAUUGAAUACGACCGAUGUAAAUCAAUUGGCUAAUUUGGAUAUCAAUAAACUGGCCAUGUACUUGGUUAGUAUGAAUAAUAAAAUGGAACGCCAGGGCAAAAUGGAAAUGGUUGCCAAAGAGCGUGAAAUGCAACGUUUGCAGUGUAUACCUAAAAAAUGGAACCGACGUGAAGAAUAUGAAUUUUUACGUGUUCUGACUGGUUAUGGCAUAGAUUUACUUCCUCCCUCAGCCUUAACGCCGGGCUCAACUAAUCUUGUUCCCGAUUGGACCAAAUUCAAACAAAUGGCCCACUUAGAAAGAAAGAGCGAUGAGACGCUCAAUGAUUACUACAAAGUUUUUAUAACCAUGUGUAAGCGACAAGCUGGCGUUAAACUAUCGGAAAAUGAGAAGGGCCUGGAGGGUAUCAUUGAGGAUAUCAGUGAGGAUCAUGCCAAAUUAAUUCUAGAUCGUUUGGAGUUACUCUCCAAACUGAGAGAAAUUGCCAAGCAUCCGCAAUUGGAGGAGAGAUUAAAGCUAUGUAUGGUCAAUGCUGACACGCCCGAUUGGUGGGAGCCGGGAAAGCAUGACAAAGAACUAUUGGCAGCAGUGCUCAAACAUGGCCUGUAUCGUUCUGAGACAUUUAUAUUUAAUGAUCAUUCAUUUUCCUUUGCCGAUUCCGAAAAGCGUUUCAUUCGAGAACUGGAAGCUCAAAUACAAUGCUCUAUAAAACUCGAGGCAUUAAAUGCUGAGAAAAUAUCGGCAACCACUACAACCUCCACUGCUGCCUCGUCACAAAUUAAGGACGAAAUUAUUGAUUUGGAUGAGGAGCUCUUGACCAAGAGCAGCCUUAUCAAAAAGGAAAAUUAUUCUCCUCUUAAGGCAGAAGUGAAGAGUGAAACAAAUGACAUCAAGUCAGAAGACUUGAAAAAGGAGAAAACCGAUGAUGUUCCAGAGGACAAGGAGGAGAAGUUCCAAGACUUGUCUACCAAGAAUGACAUAAAAGAAGAUAUUGAGUGUCAAGAUCUAACAAAAGAUGAUGAUGAUGACGAUGAGCCUUUAUCCUUGGAAAAGAACAAAGAUAAUUCCAAAGUGUUGGAAAAUAUCGAAAUGGAAACAGAUGAAGCACCAAAGAAGAAAAAGAAAUCGUCCAAGGAUCUUAAGGAGGAAAUGUCUGCUGGUGAGGCGAGCGACGAUCUGGAGGAAGACUUAUCGAGAUCUAAAAACGAAAAAUUGGAAAAGGAGAAAUCUAAAGAUGAUAGCAAACCAACAAACGAAACAGAGGAGAACAAGUCACAGAAAGAAGACGAGGAUGAUGUUAAGACGGAAGAAGCUGAUAAAAAGGACCUGGAUACGACAGAGGAAGAGAAUGUCAAAACAGGGGACGAUGAGGACAAGUCCAAAACCGCUGCCACAGAUGCCGAAGAGGUUAAGAAAAAAACUUCCAAAGAAGAUCACAAGAAAUCCUCAAACGAAGAGGAGAUCUUGGAUUUGGCCACCGCUACAAGUGGUUCCAAUCCAGAUCCUGACGAUGAAGAAGUAAUGAAGGAGAAGGAAAAGGCUGUCGAAGAAGAGUGCAAUAAACAGGCUGCUGAGCUUAAAGCCCGUUUCCCCGACUUGGAAGUUAUACAACCGGGAGCUGCUAAGCAAAAAUUGGAGAAACCAAAAUUGGAAAUGUGUAUGAUUAGAUGGUUCAAAGAUUUCGCUUUGGAAAGACGUGUUUGCCACAUUGUGACCUGUGUUGAAACCGGAAAGUGGCCUGUAGAUAAGGAGUAUUCAGCGUUGGCCGGAUGUAAAGGCAUUGAGCUGAACAUUGGUCUCCAUGAAGCCAUACCUCAUCUGAGUGUUGCCGUUGAGAAACGCUCCACCACUCCCGACGUUAUUACGAUCACCACCGAUCAAGGUGUUACCAAACAUUUGCCCACGGCGCAGGUACAGCAACAAGCAGCUGCUGCUAUUACAGCAGCUCCUCCUGCACCAUCUCCCAUACCUAUUGCCCCUGUAAAUACAACCCCUAUUGCAACACCUAAAAUGCCUACUCCGGCGGCGCCACCACCUCCCAGUGUGUCUUCAGUAUCUGCAGCAGCAGCAGCGGCUGCCGCGGCCGCUGGUCUCAGUGGCCUAGAUGCCAAUAGCUUAAAUGCCGCUAUGGCUGCAGCCGUGGCUGCUGCAGGUGGAAAUGCGAGUGCCCUUAGCGCUCUAUUGCCCGGUAUGUCCUUGACGGCAUUGUCUGGUCUUACCAUACCUAAUACUGGCAACAAUGCACCAGCACCCAGUACCAACACCACUACCACAAACUCGGGCAAAAAACGCAAACGUCACAUAGCCAUAGAUGUGGAGACAGAGCGUGCCAAACUUCAUGCUUUACUCAAUAAUUCACAAUCAUUAGCAGCUAAAGAUUGGGAAACCGAGAUUGCCAAUAUGGCAGCUGCUGCUUCUGGUGCUAGCGGCGGGGGUGGAGGGUCAUCGUCAAGGCGUUCAUCGUCAGCUGCUUCACCAGCGCCAAAUUCUUCGUUGGCCUCGGCUUUACAGCCUCCUCCGGCGCAUCAGCAUGCACCUUUGAGCCGUCAAUCAUCUGGCCAGUUCAACAAACCGGCAGUACCGCCAUUGAAAACACCCCCACCUUCGUCUAUGGGAGGAGCUAUGGACUUAUCCUCUAGUUUGCCCAAAAUGAAUAUGGCUGACAUUAUGAAGUCCGCUUCGGCGGGGGCCAUAGAUUUAAGCGAAGUUCAAGAUUUUUCAAUGGGCUCUAAGAAGUCAUCUUCAUCGUCUUCUUCGACUUCUCAAGCUUCCGCUUCUAGUAUACAUGCUGCCUUAAGUUCAGCGUUUCCUUCCAUGGCCAGCAAAGGCGGCAAAUUGGAUGACACUCUCAAUAAACUCAUGAAGAAGAACAAUUGCACCAUUGAAGAACCUGUCGUUGGCAAAGAAAAGAAACGCAAGAAGUUGGACGAAAUUGUUUUAGGUCUUUCGGCGGCCAAGGAACAGAAGACUUUCCCCGAUCCCUCUUUGCCUUCGUCGAAGAAACCUCAGAUACCUCCUAGUGUAUCGGUGACUCCGGCCAAUGUUCCAUCCUCGUUGGCCUCACAGCAACAACAAAAUCAAAAACCAUUUACAAUCACUGUCACGACAGUGCCCGGAAAGGGAAAGAGUGGUUCUCAGUCCAGCAGUUCACAACAGUCAUCCGCAUCGGCAACCGCGAAUUCAUCGAAUUCAGGCCUAUCAGCUUUACAAAAUAUGGCCGGUAUGGGCAGUUUAUCAGCAAAGGAUAGUUUGAGUGCCUUUUUGUCUCAAACUAUGGCUACGGAUCCCCAGACUUUCAUUAAGCAACAGCAGAAGAUGAUGCAAUGUUUGCCAUCAGCCCAGCGUAAACUGUACGAAAGUAUGUUAGCUGAUAUGGAGCAAGCCAUGAAACUAAACACAAAAUAUGGAGGACCUAUGGAUACCAAAGUCGACAAAUGGCUGACGGACAUGAGUGCACCAUUAAGCAUGGAUUACACGGGUAGUAGUAGUAGUAACACACCCUCGACAAGUUCCAGUGGAAGAAGAUCAAAUCGUCAACAAUCGUCCACGCCCGCACAACAAUCGUUAUCGGCUUCACAGAUGUCUUCGUCUAAAUCGUCUGCGGCUCAAUCCCACGGUCAAUCUGCGGCUGCCCAACAACAACAGCAUCAGCAACAACAACAGUCAAUGGGAGGACCACCGCCAGGUUUGACUGGAGAUGAACCUGUACCAGUGAUAAAUAAACAAACAGGCAAACGUUUAGCCGGCAACAAGGCUCCACAACUGAAGAGGUUGAUGCAAUGGCUAACUGAAAAUCCCAACUACGAAGUCGACCCCAAGUGGUUAGAACAAAUGCAGAAUCCUAUGUCAGCACCCUCGCCCAAACCUAUGGAAUCAAGCUAUUCCAAUUCAAGCAAAGGACACACUGGAAGACCUUCCUCCACGUCUAGUAAUGCUUCGUCCAGCAGUCACUCCAAUUCGCAACAGCAAUCAUCGCAGUCGCAAUCGUCAUCCAGUUCAUCGAAAAAAUCUUCAAGGCAAACGGCAAUGGAUCAAGCAAAUGCAGCCAUGCAGUUCGGCUCAUUGGCUGGACUGAAUCCCAGUCUAUUGGCCAGCUUACCCGGUCUCGGCUCAUUUGAUCCCAAGAAUCCUUUGUCCGCGUUUGAUCCAAAGAAUCCUCUACUGUCAAUGCCUUUUGCUGGCAUGCCUGGUAUGGGCAACAUACCGGGAUUGGGAAAUUUGAACAACAUGAACUUGUUUGCUAGCUUAGCAGGCAUGGGUGGUCUGGGCAAUUUGUCUGGCAUGGAUGCCCAAUCAUUGGCCACACUUAUGGCAGCAGCUGGACCUGCUUUGAGUGGCUUGGGUGGCAUGCCCGGUUCGUCAUCUUCGACGAGUGGCUCGAACAGUAAGAGCUCUGGACAGGGUUCUGGCUCAUCAAAUGUCAACAAGAAGCCCACUAAAGCCGAACUGCUACAACAAAAUGCGGCUGCUGCCGCUGUUGCUGCAGCUGCUUUAGGUGCAUCGGCAUUAUCGACCGGCAAUUCUGGUUCAGGAUCGAACUCAAAGAACUCGGGGCCAAGUGCUUCACAGCUAGCUGCUGGUUUUCCAUUUUUAUUUGGCAAUCCUUCGCUAUUGUAUCCCCCUAUGGGUAUGGGUGGUUUGAACCCCUACUCUUUGGGUUCUGCUGGAUUGGGUUCGACUGGCUUAGGCGCUGCCUAUGAUCAGUUGGCUCAACAAUAUCUAAUGAAUGGCGCAUCUUCGGCUGGCUCAACUUCCACCACACAAACAAAAGCUCAUCAGUCCCAAUCGAAAUCGUCCAACUCAAGGUCCUCCUCAUCGUCUUCUAAUGCCGCCUCAUCUGCAGCACAAGCUGCAAACCUUAUGAAUGCUAUGGCUGCAAGUAUGGCUGGUUCGUCUAACACAGGGUCGAAUAGUUCACAAAGUACUUCAUCUAGAGGUAGACAAUCGUCAGCCAGUCGAGCUGCUGCAGCACAGGCUUCAGCAGAGAUGGCUCAAUUGUCAAACUUUUUAAUGCCUGCAGAUGCUCAGUUAUUAGAAUCGUUCUCCCGUGUGGCGAACAUGGACUUGGCUCAGGCCACUCGCCUAAUGAACUCGCUCGGUAUGCCACCCAUAUCGGGUGCCAGCACACCUUCCUCAUCCACGAUAAGCGAAAAGAGAUCAUCAUCGUCGAAUUCAUCGGCGAAUGCGGCAGCCGUUGCGGCUCAGCAGGCUGCAAAGGAGCAGCAGAAACUAAUGGAAUGUUUGGCCAGAGGCCAGUUGCCAACAGAUUUGGCCACUCUGCAAGCUUUAUCGCAGGGUAAAUUGCCACCAUCGAUGACGGGUGGAUCCACGGGAUCAUCAUCCUCAUCCAAUACUAACUCUUCUUCCAACAACUCAUCCAGUAAGAGUGCAAAAGCAGCUGCUGCUGCUGCAGCCGCUGCGGCAGCAGCUUUGCCUCAAAUACCUGGAAUGCCUGCUGAAUUUAGUCAAGCAUUUUUGGCUGAGAUGGCUGCCCAAGCAAUGGCUGCCGCAGGUGGUUCAUUGCCGCUAACCGGCCCGGGUUCCUUAGCCAGUUUAACGGGCAGUUUGGCCGGUCUGACGGGUGGUGCCUCAACGCAAACCUCAUCAUCUUCUUCCUCAUCAUCGAAGAGGCAAAGAGAUCAAGAUGCAUUAGCCAAGGAUGCCUUCCAAAAGCAAAUGGACUACUAUACCAAAACAUUGGGCUUGGGAUCAGGAAUAUCAUUGAUACCCACAUCAGCAGCGUCGUCAACACCAUCAUACUCAUCAUCCAGCGAUGAUCAUCAUAAGUCGAAGAGACAAAGAACUGAAACUUCAACAUCCUCGCUUAAAGACGACUUAAAUGCUGCUGCUGCAUUGGCAGCCGCCGGUUUCCCCAUGAACCUCGGUGGUGGCAUGACCAGCAUAGAAAAGAGUAUACGCGGUGGCGGCAGUUCUUCAGCAUCAUCUUCCUCAGCACAACCUGAAGCCGACAAGGUUACACUGACUCCACUUAACUCUGCGGGAAUAGCAGCCAAUCUGCCAUCACAAACCACUAUAACAAUAGCCCCACCUAUUAGUUCCGGAGCCAGCUCCAGCAGUGAGAGAUCUGAACGUAGUGAGUCGAGAAUUUCACUGACCAUCACCAAUGCUGCCGAGGCUGCGAAAAUGCCGCCCCCCUAUGAAGAAGCUGAUGAACUGAUAAUACAACCAAUACUCAAAAAGCCAGCCCAAUCUAAUCAACAGCAACAAGCAAGUCCAUCCACCUCCGCAUCCAACUCGUCUGCACAAGCCGCUCAACCCCAACCACCGCCUCCACCCACCUCAACAGCCAAUUCAGCUGCCAGUUCGAUACACGGUGGUAGCCUGGAAGAUUUAUCGGCCCACGAAUCUGCAAAUAACACAUCAUCGAAUAGCGAAGAAACGCGUCGCUCAUCCGGCCGUCUUAAACGACCCAGGUCAGGAGCCGACCAUUCGCUGGUUGCCGAACAGCCCCCCGAAAAGAGAAGAGAACUACGUUCCACACGACACACACGUCAAUCAUCCUCGGGCAGUGCGGAUAACUCCCUAAAUCUCUCCACAAAUAGUGAAAAUGAGGACAGGACGGAAUGAGUUUUAAGGCGUCCGAGGAGGUCAUCCAUAAAUAAAUAGUGCAAGUAAUGAGUAGGUCGUUCACAGUGGUGACACUUGACAAGAUUCUGAGUAGAAAAGCAGAACACCAACCUACCUAUUGGUUUAGUAGUAGGAAGUAAUAACUGUAAAAAUUAUGCGACAACCGUAAAAUAGUGUGAGAGCGACAGAGGAACAGAGAGAGAGAGAGCUCGAUUAAGAAGAAAAUGCGAGAGUGCUGCUUAGUAGCAAACAAAGAGAAAUUACAAUUAUAGACAAGAGAGUUUUAGAGUUAGAGAGAGAGCUCUCCCAAAUAAAACAAAAGUAAACUGAUUUAAAGUGAGUUUAGUUCUAAUGUAUAAGCUACUAUAUUAUAUAAUUAUUAAAUAGUUAUUAACUAAUUAAAGAACAGAAAACAGAAAAAAGUUUUAAAAUUUUUAUGCUAUAAAACAAACAAACAAACAUGAUAAAAACCACAAAAAAAUAUAUAUUUUUUUUUAAUUUUGUAACAUAUAAGAUAAUUUUAUUUUAAAUACUAUUAUUUUUUUUUUCUUUUUAAUUUUUAGUAAUUUUACUCAUUUUACAUACAAGAACACACACACACCUACAUUUUAGCAACUUUAAAAUAAUACCCUAAAUAAAACUACACAACAACAACAACAAAAA